Molecule: messenger RNA, 853 nt
Organism: Pygocentrus nattereri (red-bellied piranha)
Lineage: Eukaryota; Metazoa; Chordata; Actinopteri; Characiformes; Serrasalmidae
Product: tumor necrosis factor receptor superfamily member 14-like
Exons: 7
Coding region: 22-765 (247 amino acids)
Biological process (GO): positive regulation of peptidyl-tyrosine phosphorylation; positive regulation of T cell migration; positive regulation of cytokine production involved in immune response
Cellular component (GO): external side of plasma membrane
Molecular function (GO): protein binding
Source: RefSeq, a predicted model, not a curated record
CACUGAACUAGCACUCUGGAGAUGACCUGUAGCUUCAAGAUAUUUAUUCUAUUCGCCGCUGUUUUCACCCUGAAUUUUGAACUCUGCUUUGGCCCAUGUGCCCGUGCCGAGUAUGAGAUAAAUGGAGAAUGCUGUCCCAUGUGUGCAGCUGGAAACUAUGUUUAUAGGCAUUGCACUGUGGAUACAAGCACUACUUGUGUUCCAUGUCCUGAAUCAACUUACACGGAUGAACCCAAUGGUCUUAUAAAAUGCUUUAGCUGUACAGUGUGUGAUUCUGGUCAGAGUUUAAGAGUAAAGACCUCCUGCUCUAGAUCAUUGGAUACUGCCUGUGAACCACUAGAUGGAUCUUACUGCACUGUUCAACAGGGAGGCAGCUGUAGACGAGCUGAGAAACACAAAAACUGCAGUCCUGGACAAUAUAUAAAGCACAGAGGAACAUCAUUUAAAGAUACUGAAUGUGCUGAAUGUCCAGAUGGUACCUUCUCAAAUGGCUCUCUUCAGAUUUGUCAACCACAUUCAAAAUGUGAAGAUCUGGGACUUACAGAAAUAACAGUAGGAACACUUUCUUCUGAUGCUGAAUGUGGAAAUAAAACUCCAACUGCUCUGAUAGCUGGAAUCACAGUUUUUAUUCUCACUGUGGUUGUAGUAGUAGUUCUCAUGCUUCUCAAAAUUAAACAUAGCACUCACCAACAUGCAGCUGGACAUGAUGAAACAGUUAGAAGUCAAGACAUUGAAUUAGACCAACUGCAACACAAACCACAGUAACACCAAUAUUAACAUCAAGCAGGUACAAGACCUGGAGGAGAGACAAACCUUCUUUUAGAACUGUGAAAUAAAGCAGUCAAAGAUGCGG